AUGACCAUGACGCUGGAUACGCCACAGCAGCAGCGAUUUGGGCCCGUCAUGAACUUUGACUAUCCGCCUCAUGGCCAGUCGCCGGCCUUUUCAAAUCCGUGGUCGUCCUCACCGUCGGCACCUCAUACCGCUGCCGUAGCCGGAAGCAACCUCUAUGUUGGCCCUCCACAGCCUUCACUCGCCCACAGUCUCGUUUCCAAGCCUCUGACAGCGCGCGCCCCUACUUCCAGCGCACCUCCUUUACCGUCCUAUGGUUCAAUGCCCGUCACCGCGACCUCAGCUGAUCUACUCAACCUGAACCGCCUACAGACUUCUUCUGCUGCGUAUGCAGACGCCACCUACGCCACGACAGCCUCUCCCGUCCACGGCCACUUUGCACCCCCUUCAGCUACUCCCUACGAUGCCAUGGGCUAUGCACCAGCUCCUGUGCGGCCAUCUGCCUUUAGUGCCAUUGGCCACGAAUCAGAUGCAUCGCGAAGAUUCUCUCAACACGUCCACCCUGAUGACCGGAGAGGGUUUGCCGAAGCUCUUGAUGCCAGCCACGGCAUGCUCGCCAUGAGCCAAGAGACACCAAGAAACAUCUAUGGCAACCGCAACGACCGAUCUUCUGUAGAUUCAUAUGGCUUCCCAUCGACCCACUCGACCAGCUCCUCCAUAUCGUCGUCUGGCAACUUCAGUUCCUACUAUGGCGACUCUGUGUCCGACUACUCAACCGCCGGCUCAGAUAUUGAGUCUGUCGGCUCGAGGACGCUCCCUCGACCUCAGGGAAUGCUGUCAACCUCACUGCCUCCUGCGCCCCAGUCCAUGAUGGGCCAGUUCAGCUCCAAGGUCUCGUCCAGCACCCAGAAGAAGCACAAGUGCAAGGUCUGCGAAAAGCGAUUCACACGGCCAAGCUCACUGCAGACGCACAUGUACAGCCACACGGGCGAAAAGCCAUUCGCCUGCGAAGUCGAGGGCUGUGGACGCCACUUCUCUGUUGUCUCCAACCUGCGACGUCACCGAAAAGUCCACAGGGGCGAUGCUCGAUCCGAGGCUGGUUCUGAAGACCACCACUCGGACUAA
Trichoderma breve is the source of this 1062-nucleotide messenger RNA. RefSeq names its product zinc-finger of c2H2 type domain-containing protein. Gene Ontology annotation, biological process: regulation of transcription by RNA polymerase II. Gene Ontology annotation, molecular function: RNA polymerase II cis-regulatory region sequence-specific DNA binding; DNA-binding transcription factor activity, RNA polymerase II-specific. The coding region runs from base 1 to 1062 and encodes 353 amino acids. Lineage: Eukaryota; Fungi; Ascomycota; Sordariomycetes; Hypocreales; Hypocreaceae. Gene Ontology annotation, cellular component: nucleus. The record is from RefSeq and is a predicted model, not a curated record. The transcript has 4 exons.